Molecule: messenger RNA, 2555 nt
Organism: Python bivittatus (Burmese python)
Lineage: Eukaryota; Metazoa; Chordata; Lepidosauria; Squamata; Pythonidae
Gene: MYADM
Product: myeloid associated differentiation marker
Cellular component (GO): membrane
Source: RefSeq, a predicted model, not a curated record
UUGGCGCCACACCCAGCUCCCCUCACGCCUCGGCCAACCCAACCCGGGCUCUGUCGCCUUCUCGGUCCGACGAGGAGCAUCUUUUGCUAGCUCGCCGCGGGAGUCUCCGUCGCUGCCGGCUCUCUGCCCGCCCAGCCUUGGAAAUCUUUGCACAAUGCCAGUAACCCGCUCAAAAUCAGUGGGCAACACCAGUGCCCUGACUUCUCCCUUGGGCAUUGUCCGCCUGCUGGAAGCCCUUUUCACCUGUGUGGCCUUCAGCUUGGUGGUUCACCGGAAUGCCUGGUAUGGCCGCAAUGGGGACUGGUGCAUGUUCUCAUGGUGUGUCUGUUUUGCCAUCACUAUUGCCAUCUUGGUGGUCGAGUUUGCUGGCCUUCAGCAUCGCAUGCCAGUCUCUUGGAAGAACUUCCCCAUUACUUUUGCCAUGUAUGCCACACUGAUGUGUCUCUCUGCUUCCAUCAUCUACCCGGUAUCCUUCAUUCAGAAUCAGAACCUUCCUCGUGAGGAACGUGGAUACCGCAUUUCUGCCACUGUGUUUUCUUGUCUGGCCUUUCUAGCUUACCUCACCGAGGUCAGCUUAACCAAAGCUAAGCCAGGAGAAGUUACCGGCUACAUGGCGACUGUCCCAGGAUUGCUGAAGGUGGUGGAGACUUUUAUUGCCUGCAUCAUCUUUGUCUUCAUAAGUGACCCAGUUUCGUAUGACCACCCGGAAGCUCUUCAGUGGUGUAUGGCGGUCUACUGCAUCUGUUUCAUCCUCUCACUUGUGGUGAUUAUUCUCUGCAUUGGCGAAUGCACCGGCUGGUUGCCAUGUCCAUUCAACAAAUUCCUCAGUGGCUACACUUUCUUGGCUGUGCUCAUGUAUGCCACCGCCACAAUUAUUUGGCCAAUCUACAAGUUUGACAGAAAACAUGGGGGAGAGCCCUCUCGGUCCCACGACUGUGGAAGAGGCAACCUCUGUCGGUGGGACAAGCUUGUUACCAUAGCUGUUCUGACCGCUAUCAAUCUUCUGAUGUACCUGGCAGAUCUGGUGUAUUCUGCACGGCUGAUAUUCAUCCAGGGAUAGACAGUGGCUGGCAGCAAGGAGGAUCUGGGCAGCAGUGGUCCAAAAGGAAGGGAGAAGAAAGUGGAAAGAGGAGGAGUCAUGCUUCUCUCUCUCGCUUUUAUUUGUUCCUUUCUUCUGUCUCUCUCCUCUGCCUGCAAUCCCAGACUAAUUCAUUCUCUUUCUCUCUCUGCAUUCUCGCUCUCUAGCCUUCUCAGUUGCCUUGUUUCCUACCCAGGUUCAUGCUCUGUGCUUGCCACACAAUAUUCUUUUGUCCUCUCCAUCCUGAGCCCAUUGCACGCAACGGCCAGGCAAUAAUUUGUCAUAUGCAGAGCUUGAGAUAGUUCACAAAUGCUUCUGCAUAAUCAUCUUUGGCUCUUCCCAUGUAUAUAACUUCACCAGUGUAAUUGGCUGGGAGCUUCAUGAUCCAAGGCUUAGUGCUAUCAAAAGUGGUAGUGAUUGGAGUUGCAGCUGUCAGUCGAGGAAAGAAAGCAGAAAGAGGGGCGCACACUAUCAUCGAUGAGGAGAAUGCAGUGGGAUUCAUUUGUUACACUCCAGGAUAUUCCCCUGAGGGUACACUUCCUGACAUUUUCUUGUUACUUAGCUCGCACAAUGCUUUCCAUUCCCUGCCUUUGCCACCAUGGCUACACUUUAUCCAGACUACUAACUUCUUGCAUUUCUGUGUGGGUAGAAUAUGAAGCGUUCAUUCAGAGGUGUGUUCCAACAACUCCUGUCAGCCACCCGUUUUCUCAGAGGAGAGUCUGCAGCAAAUACCAGAACUUUGCUAGCAGAAAAGAAGAAUUCAGAGCAUUCUCCUUGAUGUACAUAUUUUAUUUGGCAUUUAAAAAAUUAUUCCUCUACAGUAUUUAGUGCCUUAAAAGUAUCGGGCUCCUUUUUUGUCAUCUUGCAAAAGAACUCCUUUGCUUUUGCCAAAUGUACUUGCUGUUUUCCAUUAUGAAUAUAUUCUUUGGAAAGGUAGAUGUUUACAGUAGAGCCAUUGGCUGCCUGCGUUUUCCAUUGGAAUGAAUGGGGACUGCUCAGGAGCAGUGCUAGACGGCUAGCUUACUUUGCACCUCUGUGGAGGGUUUAUUCUCCAUGGUUGCUUGGGGAGAAAUUAACUGUAAUGUCUUCACAUCUGGCUACAAACCUGCAGCCAAAAGCCACGCAAGUCCUGCAUAAUUAUUUAUGCGGGAGUUGUUGAGGCUUGCAGGAACUUAAAUCUAAUAAGGGCAGUUCCCUUUUUUGCUUUCAGAAUUCAACAAAAUAAAUUAUAUUUUGGGGACGUUACAAGGAACAUUUUUUGAUUUGGGGACAUUAAAGCCAAUUAUCUGUGACUGGCAGGCUGAAAGAUAGCACCUGCAAUGGAGCAACAUUUUAAGUAAGGGUUAUAAAUCUUUGCCUGCAACUUAAAAAACCACAACAAUGUUUUACAGAAAGGGAGUAUGAAUUGUUUUUCUUUAUAUUUAAUUUUUUUUUUAAUGUAAGACGUCCUCUGAUUUUUUUAUACUAAAAAAAGCAU